AUGAAGAGAGAUGGAGACAUUGCUUCUAUGUUUCAGAAACAAGCUGCAAAGAAACGUGCUUGUUCAACUCCUGUUGUGGAAGAGCAAAAUCAAGUGGAAGAGGAGAUUACGAUCAUUGAAGAAAUUGUUGAUCCUUCCGUAACAGAAGCAACUGAAGAUGUGAUUGCUGCUGCUGUAGAACCAAAUCCUUCAGGUUACGAUGUUGAUCGCCUUCCACAUGAUCCAGGUAAAAGGUUGCCCAUUUCAAAUUAUCAUACUAAUGAUCAGGAUGCAGUCAGGAGAGCAUACAUUCUUAGAGGGCCAUUCCGUCCUUAUACUCAUGAGUUUCCAAAAAGGAAAAUUGGAGAUAGAGAUCGUAAUUUCACAUGUAUAUGGUUUGCCAAAUAUGAUUGGGUUGAAUAUAGCAUCAAGAAGGAUUCCGUGUUUUUCUUUGUGUGCUAUUUGUUCAAAAACAAAAAAUACAAGGGUAAAGGAACAGAUGCAUUUAUUAUAGAUGGAUGGAGAAAUUGGAAUGUAGGAGAUACUUCACUUUUGAAGCAUCAUAAAUCUAAGGCACACAAGGAAGCUCAAGAGAAGUACAUUGGCUAUAUGAAUCCUAAUGCAGCAAUUGAUAAUAAAAUUGAGAAGUGGAGUGAUGAAGAAAUAAAGCAUUACAAGAUCAGAUUGACUUAUUCGCUAAGAUGUAUCAAGUUUCUUUUGCAUCAAGGGUUGGCUUUCCGUGGACAUGAUGAAAGUGAAGAGUCUAGCAAUAAAGGCAACUUUAUAGAAUUGUUGAAAUUUCUUGCAACAAAUAGUGAAGAAGUGAACAAGUUUGUGUUGAACAAUGCUCCAGGUAAUUGCUCAUUAACUAGCCCAAUGAUCCAGAAACAAAUUAUUUCAUGUUUCGCCAUAGAGACUAGAAAGAAAAUAAUUGAAGAGAUUGGUGAAGAUCACUUUGCUAUCUUAGCUGAUGAAUCUAGUGAUGUAUCACAUAAAGAACAACUAGCCCUUUGCUUACGUUUUGUUAAUAAAUUGGGAAGACCAUGUGAGCACUUUAUUGGAGUAGUUCAUGUAGAUGAUACUACCUCGUUAUCACUUAAGGAAGCAAUUGAAGCUGUAUUUGUUAGUCAUGGUUUGACUGUAACUAGCAUCCGUGGUCAAGGCUAUGAUGGGGCUAGCAAUAUGAAAGGAGAUAUUAAAGGGCUAAAAACAUUGAUCAUGCAAGAGUCACCUUGUGCUUAUUAUGUCCAUUGUUUUGCACAUCAACUCCAACUAGUUCUUGUUGCCGUUGCUAAGGAUAAUACUGAUUGUGUAUGGUUCUUGGACCAAGUGUCUCUCUUGCUAAAUAUUGUUGGAGUUUCAUCUAAGCGUCAUGGGAUGCUUCGAAAUGCUAGACUUGAGAGUAUCACGAAAGCACUUGAAUGUGGGGAACUCAAUAUUGGGACAGGAUUGAAUCAAGAGAUGGGGUUGGCUAGGCCUGUUCCUGAUAUGGAGGAUAAUUAUGUGCCUUAUGGAAGAUCAAGAAGGUUUGUCCAAGACCAAAUAAAUGAUGAUCACUUCAGAAGAGAGGUAUACAUCGGGGUUAUUGAUAAAAUCAGUCAAGAGCUUGAUAAUCGGUUUGAUGAGGUUAAUAUGGAGUUACUUUCUUGUAUGUCUGCCCUCAACCCAUCCAAUUCAUUUGCAUCAUUUGAUGCACAGAAGGUAUGCCAACUUGCUGAAUUCUAUCCUAAGGACAUAUUUGGCUCCGAAUUGCUAAAGCUUGGAUUGCAACUUGAUACCUAUAUUGAUGUCAUGAGACAAGAUGAUAGAUUCAGUGGUCUGGAAAACCUUGUUGACCUCUCAGUUAAGCUAGUGGAAACAAAUAGGCACAAAGUUUAUGAUUUGGUUUAUUUGCUUAUCAAAUUGGUAUUGAUUCUACCGGUGACGACGGCAAGUGUUGAGAGGGCAUUUUCUGGAAUGGAUUUUGUCAAAACCAAGCGGAGAAACAAAAUGACUGAUAAUCUCUUAGAUGAUUGCCUUGUUACGUUCAUUGAAAAAGACAUUUUGGAUGAAGUAGAUGAAGAUGAUGUAAUCAAGACUUUCAUGUCUAUUAGAAAGCGUAGGCCCCAAAAGUAA
Setaria italica (foxtail millet) is the source of this 2094-nucleotide messenger RNA. RefSeq lists its product as uncharacterized. The record is from RefSeq and is a predicted model, not a curated record. Bases 1 to 2094 code for a protein of 697 amino acids. NCBI's taxonomy places the organism in Eukaryota, Viridiplantae, Streptophyta, Magnoliopsida, Poales, Poaceae. Gene Ontology annotation, molecular function: protein dimerization activity. The transcript has 2 exons.